Molecule: messenger RNA, 1575 nt
Organism: Penicillium angulare
Lineage: Eukaryota; Fungi; Ascomycota; Eurotiomycetes; Eurotiales; Aspergillaceae
Product: U4/U6-U5 snRNP complex subunit PRP31
Exons: 1
Coding region: 1-1575 (524 amino acids)
Biological process (GO): spliceosomal tri-snRNP complex assembly; mRNA splicing, via spliceosome
Cellular component (GO): U4/U6 x U5 tri-snRNP complex; U4 snRNP; precatalytic spliceosome
Source: RefSeq, a predicted model, not a curated record
AUGUCCACCGCCGAGGAACUACUGCGCGACUUUGAAGACGAUGAAGAAGACUUUCAACAAGAUGAAGACCUCGAACAAGAUCAAGAUCAGGACCAGGAUAUUGAUGAGGAACAAGCUGCUAUCAGAGAAGGCGCAGAAGCAACAAAUGAAUUCGAUCGUUCAAUUACAACAGGAGACGAGCUCACUCGACUACACAAAGUUCUACGCGAUCACUACUCUAUCCGAUUUCCCGAACUAGAGACCCUCGUCACGAAUCCUAUUAAAUAUGCGAAAACUGUUGCCAUUCUCAAAAAUGGUCCCUUCGAUGAUAUUAAGGCGCUUUCCAACUCUGCAGACAAUUUGGCAGAGGAGUCGCUCAAAUCUGUCCUGGAUGGGCCCUCUCUGAUGGUCGUGGCAGUCGAAGGAACCACCACUCGCGGCCGCGAGAUGAGCGAUUCAGAGCUUAAGGUGGUUAUGGACAUAUGCGAGAAGAUUAUCCGUCUUGAUCGUGAACGUAUUGCUCUGACAGAGAGUAUUCGGUCUCGUGUGAACCAAAUUGCCCCCAACCUAGCCACACUGAUCGGGCCUCAAACCGCUGCUCAAUUUCUCAACCAGACCGGUGGACUACUGGAACUGGCAAAAAUCCCAGCAUGUAAUUUGGGUGCGCAAGGAUCCAGGCGGCAGGAUGGAUUGGGUUUCGCUACGAACCAUGGAGUCCGCUCACAAGGCUUUCUCUACGACUCGCCUCUUAUUCAAGAAGUUCCUAAUGACCUUCAAAAACAAGCCAUCCGGAUUGUUUCCGCAAAGAUGGUUCUUGCAGCUCGUGCCGACGUCUCAAACUACAGCAAAGAUGGCUCCCUGGGCGAAGAGUUGAAAGAACAAUGCUUCAAACGAUUAGAGAAAUUGACUGAGGCUGCCCCUAACUCUGGCGUGAAGGCCCUCCCGGCGCCGGACGACAAGCCGUCCAGAAAGCGUGGUGGACGACGUGCACGAAAAGCCAAGGAGGCCAUUGCCAUGACCGAAUUGCGCAAAGCUCAGAACCGUGUUGCAUUUGGCAAGGAGGAGUCAGAGGUUGGCUAUGGCGCUGGUGAAGGCACCGUUGGGUUGGGUAUGUUGGGCCAACAGAAUGAUGGUCGUAUCCGUGCGACACAAAUCGACCAGCGGACCCGUGCGAAGCUCAGCAAGAAUAACAAGGGCUGGGGUGCUGCCACUUCUGCGAGUGGCACCGCUUCCUCUUUGCGUGGAUUUGGCCAGGGUGGCAUUAGUGGUACUGCUAGUGUCCUUCAAUCCAAGGGUCUUCGGAGCUCAGGUGUAGGCACAUCACUAGGUGGCGGCUCUGCCGGUACUGCAAGUACCAUUGCUUUUACCCCCGUUCAGGGACUCGAGCUGGUUGAUCCUAAAGUGCAAGCUGAGCUCAGUCGAAAACGUAAGGCCGAAGAAGACCGCUGGUUCAACUCUGGAACGUUUACACAAGUUGGCGGCGGUCAAAGUGGUAGCCAAACUAAAGAGAAGGAAGGGUUUAAAGUCCCAGCCCUGCCACCCAAGAAAAAGAUAGACACUGGAGAUGGCAAGAUGGGUCCACCUACUAAGCCAUAA